This is a messenger RNA of Heterocephalus glaber (naked mole-rat), 3984 nucleotides long. It is a transcript of the gene Stxbp6, whose product is annotated as syntaxin binding protein 6. Gene Ontology annotation, biological process: Golgi to plasma membrane transport; exocytosis; regulation of SNARE complex assembly. Lineage: Eukaryota; Metazoa; Chordata; Mammalia; Rodentia; Bathyergidae. Gene Ontology annotation, cellular component: exocyst; plasma membrane. The record is from RefSeq and is a predicted model, not a curated record. Gene Ontology annotation, molecular function: phosphatidylinositol-4,5-bisphosphate binding.
GGCGGGUGGCGCGCGGCUGCAGCUGGAGCUCCAGCGCCGGAGUUGGAGUUGCCGGGAGUUUCCCCCUUCACCCCUCCCUCUGCGCGCGCGGCAGCAGGAGCCCGCGCGGGAGCAGCAAGCAGCACCAAGCCCGCACCCCGGCCGCCGAGCCCUGUCCGGAGACCGGAGCCCCGUGCGGAGCAGCCUCCGGGAGGAGCCUCGCGGGCUGGGACGCGUGCCGCGCACUGGCACCACCGGGGCACUUGUCCGGCCGCACGAAAAUUCACUGUGUGCCCUCCUUGCUGGUUCUACAAUGAGUGCCAAAUCUGCCAUCAGCAAGGAAAUUUUUGCACCUCUUGAUGAAAGGAUGCUGGGAGCUGUCCAAGUCAAGAGGAGGACAAAGAAAAAGAUUCCUUUCUUGGCAACUGGGGGUCAAGGCGAAUAUUUAACUUAUAUCUGUCUGUCAGUGACAAACAAGAAACCCACACAGGCAUCUAUCACAAAGGUCAAGCAGUUUGAAGGUUCCACAUCAUUCGUUCGGAGAUCACAGUGGAUGCUUGAGCAGCUUCGCCAAGUUAAUGGUAUUGAUCCUAAUCGGGAUUCUGCAGAAUUCGAUUUGUUGUUUGAAAAUGCUUUUGACCAGUGGGUAGCCAGCACAGCCUCAGAGAAGUGCACCUUCUUCCAGAUCCUCCACCACACUUGCCAGAGGUACCUCACAGACAGGAAGCCAGAGUUUAUUAACUGCCAAUCCAAAAUUAUGGGAGGAAACAGCAUCCUCCAUUCAGCUGCUGAUAGUGUGACCAGCGCUGUACAGAAGGCAAGCCAGGCCUUGAAUGAGCGUGGAGAACGGUUAGGCCGAGCGGAGGAGAAGACAGAAGACAUGAAAAACAGCGCCCAGCAGUUUGCAGAAACUGCACACAAGCUUGCCAUGAAGCACAAAUGUUGAAAAACUGCCUAUCCUGGUGACCCUCUUAAGAGAAAUGGAAGAGUUGUUCAGCAGUUUUUACAAGAAUUCUGGACCUCCAGUUGCUUCUUUUUUCCCCAAUAUAUGGACACUUAGGGUUUUUUGUUUUGUUUUGUUUUUCAUUUUCAGGUGUUAAUAUGGAUGAAAAGGUGUUGUGUUUAUACAUUUCCCUAAUAAUCUUGCUAAAAAAUGCCUCAGUAGCAUCAACUUCAUUUUAAUUUUGCCCGUGUGUGUGUGUGUGUGUGUGUGUGUGUGUUUGUAUGUUUUCCUUUUUAAGAAGAAAAUUUUUUGAAGUUUGGAUAUAAAAUUUGGACUGAAUGAUAAACUGAGCUGGGUCUAAACUGUCAAUGUGUAUUUUUUUUCUCCCUAAUAUUAAGCAAGAAGACAUUUCAAUGUGGUGACAUCAGAUGUUAUUGUUGCUGGAUGAAAAUAAAAGUCAAGCAGCAAUUGGUUUUACUCACAGUCCUAGAACUCUUAAGUUGAAGAGUAAAAUUAGAUUUCUGUAUCCUGAGAUAUAAAUCUGUAUUAUGAAAAACACUUGGCUUUAUCAUCGGAAAUAGCAGUCUUAGAUUUUACUUUUUGCAUAUUAAUCUUUUGCAUGCACCAUUACCAGUAUUCAAAAAACAAAUCAGAAUCACAAAUAGAAAUCUACUUUCUGAGCUGCAACUUAACUACUUCUGCUACUUCUUUCCAGGCUGAUGAUUUGGAAUUAUCAUACAAAGGAUAAAACCUUGACAGUUAAGACCUAAGGAAAAGCCUGCUUUUAAAACCUGUGUCUUCAAGGAUGUUUCUCUUUUGUCAUUGUCCCAAAUUACCAUAGCUGGUAUUGGAAUGAGCUUGGAUUUUUAUCAAAAAUUGAUUUGUCUAGAUAAAAUGUCUAUGUGAAAAGAUAUUGCAUUUAAAAUCCUUUUUCUUUUUUUUUUCAAAGCCAUGCCCACUUUAGAGGCACCCUCAGAAUGUCCUUGGGAAAGGGCCUUCAGUUCCUUGGUAUCUGGCUUUUGGAGGUUUGCAUGUUGUUCUCGCUGUCUGUUUAAUGCAAUUUAACAUGUGUGUUUCUUGACAAAUUGCAUAAGAUAACAAUUGUAUCUUGCCUGAAUUGACCCAUGAGUUUUGCCAUAAAGCCUUUAUGUUGCUGCCAGAUUGAAUAGAGUUGGUCACACACCUUUUGUUUGUGUGUUGCUCAAGAUGGUACUACAUUUUCAGUCUGGAAGCUUUGUUUCCAAGAAGAUUAAAAUACUAAACAUAAAAAGCUGUCCUUAUUCCUCAUGAAGCAAGGAGGCAAAGCUCCACAUCUCACAUCUCACAUCUCACAUCUCAGACACACUGUCAGCCUCUCACUCCAGUACAUUGAUUUUUAAGCUGCCCGAGUCUUCAGGACCCUUCCUGUUCCUUCCUAUCCAUUGAGCCAGUGGAGUCUCUGUGUAUUACAAUCUCUUAUAUAGCAGCAUAGGAUGACUUUUGGAUGAUUAAUGUUGACUUAAAUAGCUUAAGUUCUCCUGAUAAAGCAUUCCUUGGGAGAUAGAAAGUUUGUCUGUUGGAAAAUAAAAAUCAUAGGUAGUACAUGUCAAAAAGGAAAUGGAUUUGCUGAAGACAAAUUUCUUAAUCCUCUUAGAAAGAUGAUUCAAUUCAAGAAAAUUCUAUAAAAUUUAUAUAGUAAACUAUGAAAGCUUACUAUAAUAUUUUUACUUUUCUUUUGGUCUCUUAAAAGUUUAAAGAAGCAUGGAACAUGCCAUUUUAUGAGUGCCAUUAGAAGCAUUUAAAAUUUCUAAGAAAAUCCCCAAAUAUCCACAUAGAUUUUGAUGGCAGACUUCAGUUCAGAAAACACACAGCAAACACACACAGUUAUAUAUAUUCAUCUUCUCAAAUUAGAUUCUGGUUUCCAAGAUAGAUAGGUGGUAUAAAUAAUUGAAAGAGUAAAUCUAAAACCCCUGACAGUUGGCCAAACUCAAGAAUAAAAUUGGUUGCCAACUAUCUAACAACAGUGUUUGGGAAGCUGCUUCUAAAUUAGCAGAGGAUGAGGUCAUAAGCAUACUGUGAAAUCUGAGGUUUUCCUCCUUGGUAGAAUUCUAAUAUUUACUUUUCAAAAGGGUAAGUAUUCCAUAUCUUACCCUAUUUCCUCACUCUCUGUUUAUCCUUUUAAACCUAAAUCUUAUUGGAAAUAGCCUGAAUUAGAAGAAAGCACAUGUGAAUCUUUAUUAGCUUCCUCUGCUAAUUAGUUUCCAGUCAAUGGUCAUGUCCUUGACCUCCCUGUAUCAAAGUCCUACUUGGCCUCCUCCAAAUAGAGGCUAUAAUUCCUAUCCCUCUUCUACCUUUCAGCCUCUGGAAGAGGAUCCCUGUGAUAACACGUGUGAAGUUCUUUGCUAUCCUUUUGUAGAAGGUGCUGCAACACAAAAUAUUGAUUCAAUUUAACCUAGAGAAAAUUGCUAAAAUGACUCAUAUCCUUUGGGACCAAACACAUUUGGUUGAGCUUGCUACACUAUAUUAUUUUUUGUUUCAUUUCAGCACUUCACUGUGAAUUUUUGUGAAGGACUUCUCUAAUUGUAUUGCCACAAUACAGGAAAGAAUCUUUUCAGUGUUACCACUUCUCUCUGGAACAUAGGAGUAGUAUUCUUCACUAGUAUUAUUAGAUAUCUGUGUACAGGAAGUAUGCAGUUAUUCAGGAUAGUGUUUCAUUUUAAAGAAUGUAUCUGUAAAAUGUAACAAGAUCAGUAGUUAACAAUUUUUAAGCUCUGCAAAAAUUAAGAUUAUGUGUUAGACUUAAAAUUAUAGUGAAAUCUGUCAAUACUAUUGUGGCUAGGAGAGGUUGUGCAUUUAUGUAAAAAUAUUUAAAGAAUGCCCUAAAAAAGGGAUAUUAAAGAUAGGUUUCACUUGUAAUUUUCAGAAUUGUAACGCUGCUAAUGUCUGUUGUACAGUUAUCAAUUCUUCAGAAGUUCUCUAAGAUAAUUGUUGUUUCAUUCAGAGACCAGUAACACCUGCUCUGUUGAUUCACUACUACAGCAAACUUUAAUUUUGUCAUUAAAUAUUUUAAUUCUGUGGUGAAA